This is a messenger RNA of Arabidopsis arenosa, 1476 nucleotides long. The record is from the annotation of a GenBank genome assembly. NCBI's taxonomy places the organism in Eukaryota, Viridiplantae, Streptophyta, Magnoliopsida, Brassicales, Brassicaceae.
ACUAACCGGUUCUUUUGUUCAUCAUCUUGUCUACAGUUUCUAGCCCUAGGAUUCUUCUUCCUUUCUCCUUUCUCUCUGGCCAAAGUUGCGAUUUUUGCUUCUCUCGGAGGCUAAUCAUGGACACCGUGGCGGCGAAUUUGGUUCAAUCUUCAGUCUUACUACGUCAAUCUUCCGAAAGGUCGAUAUUAUUGACGCCCAACUCUCCUCGCUUCAUGCGAUUCGGCUCCGGACCUCAAUUUCGUCUCAAACACAAAUCUUCUCUUAAAUUCUCGAGACCAUUGCAAAGCGGAACAACUUGUGCUAAAUCUCGGAGAAGCUUUGUGGUUAAAGCUUCAGCUUCUGCUUCUGGUGAUGCGUCAACCGAUUCAAUCGCGCCACUUCAGUUGAAGUCUCCGGUGGGGCAGUUUCUGUCACAGAUUUUAGUGAGCCAUCCUCAUCUUGUUCCAGCAGCUGUUGAGCAGCAGCUUGAACAGCUUCAAAUCGAUCGAGACGCUGAGGAACAGAGCAAAGAUGCAUCCUCUGUUCCUGGAACAGACAUUGUUCUCUACAGGAGAAUUGCUGAAGUUAAGGAGAAAGAGAGAAGAAGGGCUUUGGAAGAGAUUUUAUAUGCGUUAGUGGUUCAGAAGUUCAUGGACGCUAAUGUUUCACUUGUACCAUCCAUAAGCUCAUCGUCUGCGGAUCCGUCUGGUCGAGUUGAUACUUGGCCGACUCUAGAUGGGGAACUCGAGAGACUUCAUUCGCCUGAGGUUUAUGAGAUGAUUCAGAAUCAUCUUUCCAUCAUUCUUAAGAACCGCACUGAUGAUCUGACAGCAGUUGCGCAGAUAAGCAAACUUGGAGUUGGACAGGUAUAUGCUGCUUCCGUGAUGUAUGGGUAUUUCCUGAAGCGGAUUGACCAAAGGUUUCAGCUCGAGAAGACGAUGAGGAUUCUCCCAGGUGGGUCAUAUGCAGGUGAGACUAGCAUUGAGCAAGCAGGUCGAGAGACAGAGAGAAGCUUCUACGAAGAAGCGGAAGAGACUUAUCAGGCUGUUUCCUCAAACCAAGAGGUUGGUUCUUUUGUGGGAGGAAUCAAUGCGAGUGGUGGUUUUAGUAGUGAUAUGAGGCAGUCCCGGUUAAAGACAUACGUUAUGUCUUUUGACGGGGAGACACUACAGAGAUACGCUACAAUAAGAUCAAGAGAAGCAGUUGGGAUAAUUGAGAAGCAUACGGAGGCACUGUUUGGGAGGCCAGAGAUUGUGAUAACACCACAAGGCACAAUUGACUCUUCGAAGGACGAGCAUAUAAAGAUCAGCUUCAAGGGAUUGAAGAGGCUUGUGUUGGAGGCUGUGACGUUUGGGUCUUUCCUCUGGGACGUGGAGAGUCAUGUAGAUUCAAGGUAUCACUUCGUACUGAACUGAAAUGGUCUGUGUUUUGAGGAUGUGCCAGAUUCUUUGAGAGAGUUUGGGGAUUUGUUCUUUGUAAUAUAUGCAACUGUGAACU